AUGCCGUUUGAGCAGAAGGACUUACAUGAUGAAGUUGCAAAGCAGAACGAACAGGUGUUUGAUCAGGGAGAUGCAAAAGCCAUGUUUGCCUACUUUAACAGGAUGGUGGAGGACAAUGAUAAAUUCUUUUAUAAAUAUCGAGUUGAUGAAGAAUGUCGGUUGAAAGAUGCGAUAUGGAUUGAUGCUAGGAGCAGGGCAGCCUAUGAGGAGUUUGGUGACAUUGUUGUGUUUGACUCAGCCUACCUCACUAAUGAAUAUAAGCUUCCGUUUUGUAACUUUGUUGGCGUGAACCAUGAUGGGCAGACCAUUCUGCUUGGAUGUGCUCUUGUUAGUCACGAGACAGCUGAAACUUUUGAAUGGGAGGAACUACACCAAGCCGUGUACGACAGCCUAGACUGUGAGGAAUUUGAACAACGGUGGCCAGAGGUUAUUAAGAAGUACAAAGCUGAGGAUGAUCAAUGGCUGGAAGGGUUGUUUGAGGAAAGGGCUAUGUGGGUCCCUGCUUUUUUGAAACAUUUGUUCUGGGCAGGGAUGAAAACCACUCAGAGAGUUGAGAGUAUUCAUAGCUUCUUUGAUGGAUAUUUGAGCAAACACACUUUGUUACAUGAAUUUGUGGAGAGGUAUGAAGAAGCGCUCUCGGUUAGAUCAACAAGUGAAAAGAAGGCUGAUGAUAACAACGCUAGAUAUGUAAGGAAGGCCUACACAAAUUUUCCUGCUGAGCUUUUAUUCCAGAAGAUCUACACGGAUGCGAAAUUCAAAGAAGUGCAGCGUGAAUGUAGUCGUAUGAUGUAUGUCAGUGCAAUUGAGAAAAGACAGGUUUCUGAACAUGUUGAGCAUGUUAUUGAGGAUAGAGUUUGGUUCAAGCCCAAGAACUCAUCGAAAGAGAAACCGUCCAAGCGUAAGCGGAGAUAUGUGGUGACCUUUGACAUUGUAAGUAAGGAUGCUUGUUGUGAAUGCAAGUACUUUGAAUGUCAUGGAAUUAUCUGUCGUCACAUAAUUAAGGUAUAUGAGUUGAUGAUCAUGCAGAUAUUCCAGACAAGUUCAUCUUGGGGCGUUGGAGGAAAGAUGUCAUAA
Chenopodium quinoa (quinoa) is the source of this 1074-nucleotide messenger RNA. RefSeq names its product protein FAR-RED ELONGATED HYPOCOTYL 3-like. Gene Ontology annotation, biological process: regulation of DNA-templated transcription. Lineage: Eukaryota; Viridiplantae; Streptophyta; Magnoliopsida; Caryophyllales; Amaranthaceae. Bases 1 to 1074 code for a protein of 357 amino acids. Gene Ontology annotation, molecular function: zinc ion binding. The record is from RefSeq and is a predicted model, not a curated record. The transcript has 3 exons.